AUGUUGCUUGAGUUAACAGUAACAGCAGCUCUAGAUGGUCGUUAAUACCUGGGGCUCCCCGGGAUUGUUCACAACAACAGAGGAAGCCGCACAAGUCCUGAGCAAAUAAAGCCCAAUUGGGAUUUUUAGAGCCUUUUUCUGAACUACACCAACGGAAACUAACGUUAACGCAAUUCUGUGCGAAACGGCUUCGUUGUUCUACUGAUAGCUGUUGUUUUUACCGAGCUAGCUUUGUCCUUCGCAGUCACAGCUGUGGUGGGUUGCUGAAUAUUUACGUUAUAUCAAAUCGUUGUGGAAUAUGGCUCAGCAUGGACAUCAUGUAGCCAGUUCCCAAAAAGCACUAAUGCUGGAGAUGAAGAGCCUCCAAGAUGAGCCAGUCGAAGGGUUCAAAAUAACUUUGGUGGACGAGUCGGACAUGUACAACUGGGAAGUAGCGAUAUUCGGACCCCCAAAUACACAUUACGAAGGUGGUUAUUUUAAGGCUAGGAUCAAGUUCCCCGUCGACUACCCGUACUCUCCACCUGCUUUCCGCUUCCUCACCAAAAUGUGGCACCCCAACAUUUAUGAGAAUGGAGAUGUAUGCAUCUCAAUCCUCCAUCCACCAGUGGACGACCCACAGAGCGGGGAGUUGCCUUCAGAGAGGUGGAACCCCACACAGAACGUCAGGACCAUCCUGCUCAGUGUGAUCUCUCUGCUGAACGAGCCCAACACUUUCUCCCCAGCCAAUGUUGACGCAUCCGUCAUGUACCGAAAGUGGAGGGACAGCAAGGGCAAGGACAGAGAAUACAUUGAGAUCAUCAGGAAGCAGGUGGUGGCUACCAAAGCUGACGCAGAGCGGGACGGCGUCAAGGUACCCGUCACAUUGGACGAGUACUGUGUCCGCACCCAAGUCCCACCCACAGACGACGGCUCCAACCUCUUAUACGACGACUACUACGACGACGAGGAACUGGAGGACGAUGACGAGGAUGACAACGAGGACUGUUGCUAUGACGAGGAUGACUCGGGCACCGAGGACUCCUGACCUCACCUCCUUCUGAUGUCAAACCCGAACCCCACCCCUUCUUCUCACCCCUUGACCAGUCCUUCCCCACGCCAUCACCACCCCCCACACCUCUUCUCUUGUCAUGGACUGAACUUUAAUUUCCUACCAGGCCCUCUUUCCUGAAUCCCACCAAACUCCUUGUCAUCCUCACUUAGCACAGGCCCCUUGUCCUCCACCAUCUGUCACAUGUGCAGUAACAGUAUGCACACUAAAACCUGAUGCAUCGAAGAAAAGAAAGCUAGAGAAUUGUUUUGUUUUUCUGGUUUCUUUCAUGUUUUUUUUGUUUUUUUUUUUAAUCUGUCGUCUCAGUAGAAGUUACACACACACACACACACACAGCAGCAGCACAAUUUACGGGGUAAUUGUACUGAGAACUGAUUUAAAUUUCCUCAGGAAGUUUUAAGCAUAACAAAACUUCCUGAUGGCGAAGUUUUUUGUAGACAGUUUGGCUGAGAAACAGUCACGCCUCUUCUCGACUUCAUCACCAAGGUGGAAUGUAACGUCACAGGUUGGAUCAGAGUAAAACGAGCGAAAUAAGCAAUUGGCAGCUUUUUGUUUUUGAAAAGCUGAGUCACUUUUGUCUCUGGGCUGUGUGUGUAUGUGUGUACUUGUGUGUGUGUGACCUCUGGGUUAGCAGGCUGUUUUGAAGCCCUGCCAUGCUUCACCUCUGACCUUUUUUGAGCCCCAGGGCUUAUGCUGCUCCAAACAGGGAAGUUAUCCAUUUGAGAAAGCCGUUCGCACUCCCUCGUGCCUUCCCUCACUCCCCAAUGUCACAGGUCUGAAUGACUUGUACGACAGAUCGUGUAUACAAUCCAAGGCAAACAAAUGUGGCAGAGGGGAGAUAUUCAGGCCUGCAAGGUCCCCGGUGGGGAUGUCACGCAAACAGUGCCCCUCCUGAUGGAACAAGUUUCAACUUAUUUAUAGCAGCACCUGUCAGAUUUGUCCAGGGUGUGAGUGAGAAAGGUAAGGUCCCAACAGCUGAACUAGAAUGGCAUGUAGAUCAAACUCAAACAUCCUCAACUGACUGCCACGCAGCCUUCAUCACACAAGCACGUGCUACAAGUGGCCUGAAUGCGUUAAGAAAAACAGCUGAGCGUGCUGCUGCUCAUGAAAUCCAAGGUACUGUAUUUAAAAACCACCUAUGCAGUCAGUGCUUGAACGUACUUAAUAUGCAGUGCUUUACACGUGGCAGUUAAGCUGAACCUUUUCAACAGUUCUGAUUAGAAUUUCAGCUCGAGUUUUACAAUCCAGCUGUAUAGCCGUGAGGGCUUUGGACUGACUGUGUCCUUGGUUGGAGAUGGUUAUGUGUGGUUGUAUCUGCCUUUGUGUUUAUUGCUGGUUUGUUAUUCUAACUCAGACUUGUCUCCAGAGCAGAAGAAACAAGGAGGGAGGUUGUACACGAGCCUCCACCAGAUAUCCCCCCCUAGUGGUGGCUUUUCUGUCUGUACUGUCAAGACACCCCAAUGGUUUCUUCUUACUGCCAGGAGUGCUCUGCUGCACACACGAGACACAUUACCACCAUCCAGCAGUAUUUUCAAUAAAAUUCUCAAUAUACCAUGAUUUUGUUAUGUGUGAAUAUUCUCUGAUCUGUUCGUAAGAUGUGCUGAGAAGCAUUGAGAAGAAGCACGGAAAUGGGAAGGCAUGGGGAUAGGGUUGACCUUUUGAGCAUGAACAGGAGAAUGUGGUUCUUCACUAGCAUGCUGUUAUGAUGUCUUUGUGGUUUUAAAUCUCCUAUAAGGGUUGGGAUCAUGUCCAGGGGCAAAGGUUCUCUGCUCCGUUUUAUCUAAACGUGUUGCAUUGUGAAUGGGCUGAGGGUUGUUGGUUUUUUUUUUUUUCUUUCAUUGUUUUGAUGUAAUCUUUUAUUUCCAAAUUUGUGGUGUGAGCUGCUAUGCUUUCUAUCUUAUGUGUAUUAAGUGCUAUGAAUAUCGACCUGAUUGUUAAAAACCCAGGAUUGUUCAUGGAAGGAUGAAUAAAUGUACCGGCUCAAUUAUGAAACAGCAGAAAAGUUCUGCACAACCAAAUUGACACAACACACCAUACAAUAAGUUGUUUUUCUAGCCUUUAAUCAAGCCCUGAAGGAUCAGAAAUGAGUUCUCAGAUGUCUCUGAUGUCCAUUACACAGCCAUGAAUGACCCCCCCCCCCCACACUUCAUCUGUUUUGGUGUUUUAGGGUGAAUGUUUUUUGUUUGACCUCCCCCAGUUCUCUGAGCUCUGAUUGGUGGCAGCAUCACUGAGGGGAAAAACCCAGCAGGUUAAUUGCAGAAAACUACAAGAACCUCAGGAAAAAAAAACAAAACAACAACAACCAAGAAACAUUCUUUUCCAACUGAGUGAACCUGACCCUGAGCAGUCUCACUUUUUGGCUUCAAAGGACUGUUUACAAUCUCUACCUUGAUAUGCACAUGUGUCUAUUUGACGAUCACUUGAUGUUUUUUUUUUUUCUUGUUUUUAUUUUCUUUUUUUUCUUAUGGUUUGUAAAUCUAUUUAAAAUCUGAAAUAAAGAUCUUUAUUAGUA
This is a messenger RNA of Scatophagus argus, 3560 nucleotides long. RefSeq names its product cell division cycle 34 homolog (S. cerevisiae) a (gene cdc34a). The coding region runs from base 299 to 1024 and encodes 241 amino acids. The record is from RefSeq and is a predicted model, not a curated record. Gene Ontology annotation, biological process: protein polyubiquitination; ubiquitin-dependent protein catabolic process. Gene Ontology annotation, molecular function: ubiquitin conjugating enzyme activity. The transcript is spliced from 5 exons. NCBI's taxonomy places the organism in Eukaryota, Metazoa, Chordata, Actinopteri, Scatophagidae.